GGCUCUCAUACGGGGCACGGGCUUUGUUUAUCAACAUUGCACAGACCAAAUUCACAAGUUGCACAACGCGAAAAAAUGCCCGCAAUCGAAGCUUUAAUUAAAAGCCAGGGCGCUACCGAGGCGGUCACACAAGAGGUCACGGGCAGCAAUAUGAGUGAGCUGAUUUCAAGCAUCAAAGUGGUAAAAGAUUCCUUGAACGAUCUGCUCACCGCGAUUGUGGUACGGGACGCGAGUUCGGGUAGUGCACGGAAGGAACGCACGGAAGAAGCUACAGAAGAGGGAGCAGCUGAUGGUGAUAGUAGUGAUGAACCGGAAGAGGGCGACAAAGAAUCCAACAAGCGUCAGAAGGUGUAGACCAUAGAACAGCUUUCAAAGUGCAACCUAAAGCGAUAGCGAAUGCAUUUUUGAAUUUUAUCGGUUUCAGUUGUAUGUAAGUGUGCCUUUUUGAAUUGACCAAGGUUUGAAGUAAAAGCAGGCAGCAUGCGACCGGUGCGCGCAUGUCACCACCGACCUGCCGUUGCUAGGACGCAAUGUUCGGAGGUGUCAAACAAGUGGCUCAAAGUACGGAAUAAGAUUGCGAAAUUGUUUCCUCUAAAAUCCACAAUAAAAGUUAACUAACGAUUUACCAUUACGCACAUCGGUAUGUGUGAUCUAUCGAAGCCUAAUUUUCAUUCGACCGAAUCGUCCGAGAGUGAAGAUGUUAGCGACACCACAACUAGAGCAUCGACGACAGAAUCUCACAGUCAGCUCGGCCCGAAAGCCAUGUUCAACGAGAUGGAAAGUGGUAUGAUAAACAUCGUAAUCGAGGAAGCGACGUACAAGCUGAUCGUCAUCAACCGGGAUGGGGACAAAACGAGCGCCCCGAUCGUACGGAAGCCGCCGAUGCACGUCCGCUUCGAUCCGUCGUACAAGAACCAGCUGCUGAGCGAAAACAUGGUCGUCGAUUUGGCGAUGGGAAAAAUGAUUCUCGUAAAGCUGCAGAAUGAUAUCUCCAAUUUACGCAAGCUGCUUUCGGACACGCACACGGAGAUGGCGGAGUUCGGUACGUUCGAGACGCUGCAAACCUUCAUGGACAACGACAUCCAAAGCGAACAGGAAGAGCUAAUUCUGAUCCGGGACAGUAUCUUGAAUGAGAAAAAGCUGAAGAUACUGCAAACCCAGCUCGAGGGCGUCAACCGUGAGUGCAAGAACGUGCUGAAGCAGCUCGACGACGAAAUAUUCGACCUGGAGACGAAGCUCAAGGACGCACGGAUUGAGAACGACAUCAAGACGAAGCUGGUCCAGCAGUGGGAGCGUACUCGGCACGAGCAGGCGCGCAUCAUCAUCGAGGGCAAGGAGAACGAACUGGCGCACACGGCCACACUGACGAAAGCGAACAUCGAGCGUGAGUUGCGGCUGAAAAGCGAAAUCGAUGUGUACAUCAACUACUGCAUCGAUCAGAUCAGUGAAAAGAUCGCCUUCUGGACGGAUAAGUACCAGCGGGAGAUAAAGGCGCUGGAUGCACAGAUUGCCGAGCACAAGGACAAGAUCGUGAACCUGAAGGUGCAGUUCGAGGAGAUGACGAUACUGUUCAAGCACCGCGAGAAGGAUCUGAAAAUUUGUGCCGAGUUUAUGAAGGAGCGGGAGCAGCAGCUGGCACUCGCCAACAAGCAGAUGCGUUCGGCGAUCAAGAUCCAGUCCUGGUGGCGCGGCACGAUGGUGCGCAAGGGGUUGGGACAGUUUAAGCGCAAGAAAAAGCAAAAGCCCCAGAAGGCACCGAAGAAGGGAAAGAAGGGAAAGUAAGGUUGAACAUGAAUGAUAGGUAAGGCUAUCACUAUAAGGCUAUAUUUUUAUUCUAGCUAUCGAUGAUAAAGAGUUGCUACCUGUAAUUCGUCCUUUUAAUUGCUUGAUUCCACAAUGUAAUACUUCGAGGCGUUUUAAAAACCUUUUAAAAGGUAGUACUGUCAGCGCGUUGGCAACGGUUAUUAAAGCAUAAACAUAAAUAAGAAAACCAUACAUGGAUCAUCUUAUUGAAUAUGCAUCGUACUUCUUUUUUUCAAUUCAAUUUUAUUCUUAUUAUUAAACCGCAUGAAGAAAACGACAAAGCACAGGUACACAGGUGUACAGCACUACUUUAAUUUCCGACAGCACAUGUCUUGGUACGUGAAUAGGCAUGCCAUUAAAUUACCCAUAGACAUAGUGAAAUCGUAGAGGGAAGCGCAAUUGCAACUUGCAAUUAAUUUCGGGAUUUUAAGCCACCACACGCGGUCGAUUGAUCUGCCAAUGAAGGCUACCUUCUCUCUAUCAUUAAAGAACUGAAUCCAACGUCCGUUAAUGAGUGCGCUAGAAGCCUCUAGGUGAGCAUUCGAAACCCGUUUUAUGUUUUUUUUUUUAUCAAUUCAUUGUGUUUUGUACAUGAUCUUUCCAAUAAAAAACAAACUCCAAGCUUUGUUUUAUACAAUUGAGCAAAGCGUUUCGUACGGAAUGCGUGAGAAACGGUGUAAAAAAUAUGCUUUUUAAGAUCCAUUAUACAUAAAAUAGUAAGAAAUAAUGCUUGAUUAAAACAUCGCUGCGAGUGUGAUGCAUUGGAGUGCAAACCAUAAUGAUAAAACGAGUUUUUAACGGCCAAUCAUGUAAUUGAGAUUACGUUGAAGAGCAGUUUCGUAAUCACUCUACGGAAAACGUUCAAAUCAUCUGAGGUCAAAAGCAGUGUGGCAGGAACUAUAAACACAUUUGUAAAAAAUAACAAUAAAAAUGUAAUUGCAACAUUA
Anopheles arabiensis is the source of this 2750-nucleotide messenger RNA. RefSeq names its product dynein regulatory complex protein 9-like. Gene Ontology annotation, cellular component: motile cilium; cytoplasm. The transcript is spliced from 5 exons. Gene Ontology annotation, molecular function: protein binding. Gene Ontology annotation, biological process: cilium organization. NCBI's taxonomy places the organism in Eukaryota, Metazoa, Arthropoda, Insecta, Diptera, Culicidae. The coding region runs from base 643 to 1782 and encodes 379 amino acids. The record is from RefSeq and is a predicted model, not a curated record.